Messenger RNA from Blumeria graminis f. sp. triticale, 354 nucleotides. The record is from the annotation of a GenBank genome assembly. Lineage: Eukaryota; Fungi; Ascomycota; Leotiomycetes; Helotiales; Erysiphaceae.
AUGAAGUGCAGCACACUUGUAUCAGUUACAUCAAUUCUGAGCAUUAUUAGGCCUGCACUUGCUUUGGAUGGCUACACUUGUCUUGGACAAAAUAUUACGCACGAUUUUCUCAUGAGUAAUAUUGACAAACACUACCACAACAUAUUGGAACAUUUUCCCUUGCACCCAUUCUUUACAACUGAUGGUGCAAUUAUUUAUUGUGAUGUUCUCUACAAUUUUGCUGGUCAUGACACCCCGCCAGAUGGAAAUUCGAUGAUAAGAAUUUCAUUCUAUAAAUCAAAGGCAAUUUACGGAGUGCAAGCAUAUGUAUCUAGUCAGGUCCAUGAGUGUCAACCCAUUGCUAUCUGGUCGUAA